This is a messenger RNA of Strongyloides ratti, 1296 nucleotides long. Its product is annotated as Insulin receptor substrate-1, PTB domain and Pleckstrin homology-like domain-containing protein. Gene Ontology annotation, biological process: cell surface receptor protein tyrosine kinase signaling pathway. Gene Ontology annotation, cellular component: cytoplasm. The record is from RefSeq and is a predicted model, not a curated record. NCBI's taxonomy places the organism in Eukaryota, Metazoa, Nematoda, Chromadorea, Rhabditida, Strongyloididae. Bases 1 to 1296 code for a protein of 431 amino acids. The transcript has 3 exons.
AUGGGAAAUUGUGUAAGUGCUGAUAAUCGCAAAUUUUUAGAACAAAUAAGUAAGAACGAAAAUAGUUCUUUAAAUGGAAGAUAUAGUGAAUUUAAAGUUUUUGUUAAACAAAAUAAAAAAUUUAUUCCUGGAACAUUAAGAAUAGGUCCUAAUGAAAUAUUAUUUAUUCGUAAUAAAGAUAAUAUUCAAGUAUGGCCUUUAAAUUAUUUAAGAAGAUAUGGUUAUACAUGUGCUAAUAUAUUUUUUUUUGAAUGUGGUAGAAGAUGUUCAAGUGGUGAAGGAUUAUUUACAUUUCAAUCAUCACAAUCAGAAAUAAUUUUUCAAUUAACUCAACAAAAAAUACAACAAAAUUAUGAAUCACAAAGGAAUUCUCGUGCCUCAUCUAUUGUGGGAAAUUUACAAAAAUCAUCAACAUACUCAAUGUCAAAUACACAAUCAUUACGUGGAAUACAACCUGUUCAAAGAUUUUGUAGUGAGGGAACAGCAAAAAAUGAUUAUCUUUAUCCUCAUCCUAAUUAUGGAGAAAAUUUUUGUUAUGAUUCGUGUAAAAAUGAAUAUUUAUUUAAUAGAUUACCAUAUACAAAUUAUUGUAAAGAUCGCCCAAGAAGUAUAGCUACAAGUGCAUCACAUAACUUAAGAUCAUCACUAUUCCAUCCAAAAGGAUCAUUUUUUAUACCACCAAAGAAUAAAAUGUCAUUAUCAAUGAAAAAUUUUAAUUCAAUCUCUUUACUUGAAAAUCAAAUUUUACAAGAUGACAUUGUUAAUGAGCAUAUUAUAUCCCCCCCAAAUCAAUUGUCAAAUGCAACAUAUGAAAGAAAAAAUUUUUAUGAGGGCAAUUUUUUACCAGACAACAAAAAGAAAUAUCAUUCUUAUGUUAAUGUCAGUAUGUUAGAAAAUAAUGACUAUCUUUUUUCAAAUAUUGACAAUGUUUGUAAUGGCAAUUCAUUGUACUGUGAGAAAAUAGACAAUAGUACAUUUCGUUAUAAUACUCCUACUGAACAUAGUCAUUUACCCAUUAUAUUACCAUAUAUGUAUCAAUCGUCUAUUAGUAAUUCUUCAAAUAAUACAACUAGACAUGACUUAGAUAAAAUAAAAGAAGUCGUAAUGCCUUUACCAAAUAAUAAAAGACAUUACAAUACAUCUAAUAAUGAUACAGUAAUGAAACAUGAUAAUUUUUCGCAAAAAAAAACUUCAACAUUUGGAAAUAUUCGUUUAAAUUAUGCAUUAAUUGAUAUUGAUACAUCAAAAAAUGAAGAUAAAAGAAAAUCAAAUAGUCAGAUUAAUUCAAUAAUAUAA